This is a messenger RNA of Ixodes scapularis (black-legged tick), 954 nucleotides long. RefSeq names its product histone H3-like centromeric protein A. Gene Ontology annotation, molecular function: structural constituent of chromatin; DNA binding; protein heterodimerization activity. Gene Ontology annotation, cellular component: nucleosome. The coding region runs from base 417 to 908 and encodes 163 amino acids. The transcript is spliced from 4 exons. Lineage: Eukaryota; Metazoa; Arthropoda; Arachnida; Ixodida; Ixodidae. The record is from RefSeq and is a predicted model, not a curated record.
UUGCUCUAGUGCAAGAAAGUUCCACGGCCACCUCGUAGAUGUCGCCAAGAGUCGUAAGUUAUCACAAGUACUCAUCAUAAGCAAACACAAGCGCGUGAACCAGGCUUUAGUUUGUUCAAAUUGUUGCAGAGUCUUGGGACCAUUUUCACGGCGACGGCCACCGUUUGCAAAGUUUCGUGGCGGACCCCACGUGCGUUCCCCGCACGUAUGGCUCUCUUAAUUUGGCGGGGAUUCGGUGCAUCGCAAGCGAUUGCCAUAGAGUUAUUCCCGUUUCAUUGUUCCCAUUCCAUUCCAUAGCUCCCGAGGCGUCGGCUUGGGGCGCCAGUCGCCGUUCCGCGACCCCGAGGAGUGUCAGCUCGAGGUUGUCGGGGGAACGACCCCGGCAGGUGGAACGGGAACCAUCUCCGGAGUCUUCCAUGGACGACGAGGGACCCCCGGUGUCUGCGUCCAGCGUCCAGCGCCGUUCCGCAGGGGCCGAACCCACGCCAGAAAGACGUCCGCCAACCCCGGCACCGGAGCCUUCAACUUCAAAGGGACCCGGCGGGAGGCAAGAGUCUACCUCUCCCAGGAGGGGCAAUCGGAGGUCGAAGCAUCGCACUCCACCCUGGCUCAGGGACAUCCGUCGCCUCCAGAGGACCACGCGGCCCCUCAUUCCGCGGCUGUCAUUUGCGCGGGUGGUGAGGGAGAUACUGCAGGGUUUGGCCCCCAGUCACUCCGACCGCUACUACAUGCAGAGGCUCGCCUUGCCGGUGCUACAGGACGCGUCGGAGCAGUUCGUGACUAACUUCCUGUCUGCGAGUUACCUGUGUUCCCUCCACGCCAAGAGACAGACCCUGAGGAGGGAGGACAUAAUUUCCCUCCAAAACCUCCUCAAGACCUUUGGCGGGAGCCUCGCCCCGGCCUUCUGAAGCCGCCCGGUUCCUUCAUACGCCGAGAGUGCUGUGUACAUAGCUU